Messenger RNA from Impatiens glandulifera, 857 nucleotides. RefSeq lists its product as uncharacterized. The record is from RefSeq and is a predicted model, not a curated record. Bases 140 to 640 code for a protein of 166 amino acids. The transcript has 6 exons. NCBI's taxonomy places the organism in Eukaryota, Viridiplantae, Streptophyta, Magnoliopsida, Ericales, Balsaminaceae. Gene Ontology annotation, cellular component: chloroplast envelope.
CAUACAUCCUAACUGUGCUUUUGCGGUUUGAUGGGCAGCCAGAGGUGGACGAUGAGGGAAAUAUAUUAUACUGAUUCCCGUCGUUACAGCGUACAGCUUCUCCCCAGAGGAGCAAUAGAAAAGAAUAUGUUGGGAGGAAAUGGGCCGAUUGGGUAGAGGAGGGGUUCAGAAGUUUUUCGAGGAGAAAAAAUGGCAAUUCAGUAAAACCAGCUCGUCUGAGAAAGCAAUGGUCAUUGGUCUCGGUGCCCUCAAUCUCUUUGGCGUAAUUGUACUCGAUGGCAUGCUAAAAACUGUUGCAGUUGCACCAACUGGAUUCAUCUCGUUUGUGGGUACCAUUUUCCCUUGGCUUCAGGUUUAUGCUGCUUCAUUUUUUCUGAUUCCAUUGGCCCGAUGGCUCCUGAUUCGCAACAAGAACGCCCAAAUAGAGAACAGAAAUUCGGCUAGGGAGAAAUUUGCCCAAGCACUUAACUCACCAGAUUACACUCUUAUGCGAAAGCUUCUGAGUGCCCGAGAUAUGGCUCAGCGAACUUUCAUUGGACAAGAUAUAAUAGUUUACAGUACCGACAAAGACUUGUUCGAACAAGAAUUCGAUGCUCAAGAGUGGGAACGAAAGCUAAAUGAACUCGAGAAGUUGGAAUGACAGAGGUCGAGAGCCUCGAGGCGUAUCCAUUCCUCCAUAAUAGAUAUAGGAUUGCCAACAACAGCAGCAGAAAAUGAGAAUUAUUACCCGAAGAAGAUCGACAACAACAACGCUUUCUAGUUCUUUUGUUGUAAAACCAAUUCACAACUAUAUAUAUUUUCAGGUUCUUUUUGUAGAGUAGGAUUUAUUGAUAUUUUAAGAGAAUUUGCAUUUUUAG